AUGCUCGGAGUUGUUUAUCGAGACCUUAAACCUGAAAAUGUACUUGUUCGAGAAGACGGCCACAUAAUGCUCUCAGACUUCGAUCUUUCUCUUAGGUGUGUUGUUUCACCUACCCUUAUCAGAACUCACGACAGCGAUGCUUCAAAAUGGGCAGCUGGUGGUGCAUUUUGUGUCCAGCCUGCUUGUAUUGAGCCUACAUCUGUAUGCAUCCAGCCUGUCUGUUUUAUGCCAAAGCUUUUUUCUCAGAAAAAUAAAAAACCACGAAAGCCUAAAGCGGAUCCUGGCCUGACAACUAGCGCACUUCCAGAACUUCUUGCCGAGCCUACAUCAGCCCGGUCGAUGUCCUUUGUUGGCACACAUGAAUAUCUCGCCCCUGAAAUAAUCAAAGGAGAAGGUCAUGGAAGUGCAGUUGAUUGGUGGACAUUCGGCAUUUUCUUGCACGAGUUAUUGUAUGGUAAAACCCCUUUCAAAGGAUCCGGAAACCGAGCUACACUGUUCAAUGUAGUAGGGCAGCAGCUCAAGUUUCCCGAGUCACCAGCUACGAGUUAUGCCAGCCGGGAUCUAAUCUGA
Molecule: messenger RNA, 570 nt
Organism: Lathyrus sativus (Indian pea)
Lineage: Eukaryota; Viridiplantae; Streptophyta; Magnoliopsida; Fabales; Fabaceae
Source: the annotation of a GenBank genome assembly